GAACGACUCAUUUUCAAAUAUGUCAAUUACAUUUAUUUAAUGAUAUAGGAAGAAGGGAAUAUUCGCAUCUCUAUAUAAUAAGCAUGAAAAAAUGCACUACACUCUUCAAACUAAAACAUACACAGCUUUGCCAAUCCAAAUUUUAUAUGUAUCAAGAACCUCGAUUUCGAAUAUUGUUUGCUUGGAAAUCAUGGCGGAAUGUUAAAUUCGUGAACUUGUACCUUGAUAUACGCUAAGAAUCAACCUGUAAAGAUGCACUAAUUACAGUAAAAAUUGAGUUGAAUCAUGGUAAGAAUAACAGAAUUACUCGUUCGAAAACGUUCAGAGCACAACGAGGGAGAGAUAUACUCUUUGGAAGAAUUAUCUCUCCAUCAGCAAGACAUAGAGAAGAUCGAAAAUUUGGACAAGUGGUGUCGUGAAUUGAAAAUUUUGUAUCUUCAAAGUAACCUCAUACCAAAGAUUGAAAAUGUUGGGAGACUAAAAAAACUUGAGUAUCUUAAUCUUGCAUUAAAUAAUGUCGAACGAGUGGAAAAUUUGGAAGGAUGCGAAUCACUUCAAAAACUAGAUCUAACAGUGAAUUUUGUAGGAGAGUUGACAAGUAUCGAGUGCCUGGUCGAUUUGCCGCAUUUCCGUGAACUAUUCCUAACGGGCAAUCCUUGCACAAACUAUGAUGGUUAUAGAGACUAUGUUAUAGCUACACUGAAGAAUUUGCAACAACUCGAUGGGCAAGGAAUUGAAAAAUCUGAGAGAAUCAAGGCAAUCCAAGAAUAUAGUGAAAUAAGAAAUAAAAUAAUAAGACAGCAGAAUGAGUAUAUGAAAAAGAGAGAAAAAGAAAGGGAAGAGGAAUUGAAAAAGCAAGAGGGCAAGAAUAAAGUAAAACAAGAGCAUAAGCCAGGGUUUGAUGGAAGAUGGUACACGGAUAUCAACAAUACAUUGGAUGUAAAUGCUGAGACACAAAUUAAUGAAACCAUAAAUGAUUCUCCAAAGAAUGAUGAGAAAAACAGAGAAGAGUUAGAGAAAGAGUUCUGGGAGGAAAAGGUACCUUUCACACCAGAAUCAAGGAUGCAGGUUCAUGAACACCUCCAAGAGCUGAAAAAGCGUGAUGAAAAGAAAGAUGAAAGCAAACAGACCAAGCAACCAAGAAGACUCAUGACAGACAAUGGACAAAUGCUAAAUGUAAACGAAGCAAAAAUUGACUUCUCACUCACUGAUGAUGAAGAGAACAAUCAGUACGUUCUAGAUGUAAGCACGUACAAAUACUUAGACACCUCCCUACUUGAUGUUGAUGUUCAGCCAACUUAUGUAAGGGUUACAAUCAAGGGUAAGGUUCUACAACUUGUUCUUGAAGAGGAAGUUAAAGCUGACUCCAGUAAGGCACGGCGCUCUCAAACCACUGGACAUCUUUUGAUAUCAAUGCCUAAAGCUAAACAUCUUAUACAGGCAAGGAAAGUGUCCCCACCUAAACAAACCUUCAACAGUGAACCAAAGCAUGAUGGGCACAAAGAUAACAAAAUGAAAACUGUGGAGCUAUUGGAAGUGGCACCAAAUGGAAAUCAAGAGAUGGAUUUUGGAAACAUUGUUAAGGAAAAGACUGAUGUAGUUAAGGCUCCCUUUGAAAGUAAAGUUUUCCAGAAACCAGUUGAAAGGCCGAACAGCGAGGACUUUGUAGAUGACCCAGAUGUUCCACCAUUAUUAUGAUUAAUUUGGAAUUUUUUUGAUUGUUAUCAUGAAAAAUGUAGGGGUUCAGUUUUAGCAUUUAACAAAAUGAUGUCAGUGAAAUGACCAGUCAUCUGUAGUGUAUAAAAUUUUGCUUUUGUAGGUAAUGGUGCAAUUGGCCCUUGAUAACAUCUGACAGUUGGAUGGAUAAAAUGUUGAUAUAGUGCACUUGAUGCUUCAGAGAUCCAAAUUAUUUAAUCUUUAUUUCAGUGGCAUUUUGCACAUCACUGUAGGUUGAAAAUAUUUUUCGUUAUUGCUCAAAUUUUUCUACUUCCUUUGACAAUUUCCUAAUGCAAAGAACUUUCAUAAUUAGAAAUUUACAUUUUACCAUAAUUUGCAUUCCCAGCACUGCUGUUUACCAAGUGAUGGACUUUACGUACCAAAAUAAAAGAAUGCCUGUAGUAGUAUGUUCUGAUAACUGUUUGAACAUAUUUAGUGUAACACCUUAAAAAAAACACUAUAAGCUAUUAGUUAAAUCAAAAAUUUAUUUCAUGCAACCUAGUGAAAUAACCCUAUCCUAUUAUGUAUUCUAAUGCAAGCUUGGGCAGUAUUAACAAAGAGAAAAAAAUAGUUUUAUAGUCUGGCUCAGUCAGAAUUUAUAUAUGUACUAUCUUGUUUGUUCAUAGAAAAUUAAUAAUGUAUGUUUAAAAAGCCUUUUUAUGCACUUGUUUUGGUCAUAAGUCCUGUGUACAUUUAUUACUUUCUUUAAAAUUAAGCAAGUAUGUUGCAUUUAGUUAUACAUUUUGUAAGUGUGGUGGCGGGGUCACUGAAAUUUGGUAUCCAUCACUGAUAUUGCUUGAAACUUUAAGAAAAUAUUUUUACCACUUUCCAAACAUUAAAUUGAAAUAUCUUUUUUUUUUCUAUAAAAUGCAUUAUCACCAAUUAGUUAAGUCUGAAAAAAUAAAACUGACUGCAAACAAUCAACAUUUAAUUGAAGUGCACACACCCUCUCUUUUAUAUAUCUAAAUUUUAAGGUGUUAAUACAUUUUUUGUUUUUCUGUGGAUUUUAUGUAUUUUUGAUUUUACCAAAAUGGUCAUGCAUUUAUCAACAGUAAUUAAAAGAACUUUCAUAUGAAACGAUAG
Molecule: messenger RNA, 2799 nt
Organism: Lingula anatina
Lineage: Eukaryota; Metazoa; Brachiopoda; Lingulata; Lingulida; Lingulidae
Product: dynein axonemal assembly factor 11
Biological process (GO): outer dynein arm assembly
Cellular component (GO): cytoplasm
Molecular function (GO): protein binding
Source: RefSeq, a predicted model, not a curated record